This is a messenger RNA of Aphanomyces invadans, 1958 nucleotides long. RefSeq lists its product as hypothetical. The record is from RefSeq and is a predicted model, not a curated record. The transcript has a single exon. Lineage: Eukaryota; Oomycota; Saprolegniomycetes; Saprolegniales; Verrucalvaceae. The coding region runs from base 41 to 1552 and encodes 503 amino acids.
CUGGUCAUUUUCAGAUAACCCGUCCAGACGUCAAGCGGUCAUGUCGACGGAACGACAGCAACAACAUCCCGCAUCCAAGGUGUCUCCCACCGCGGAGACUCGCACAUCCAUGAAGGCAUACUGGGUCGAGCACAGUUCCGACAGCAACGUGGAGACCAUGAUGCUGGACUCGAACGCCAAGAUCUUGACAGAACUCGAGACGCCCGAAAUUCUGUCCAAGAUGCCGUCCUACAAGGAUAAAGACGUGCUUGAAAUGGCUGCUGGUAUCGGUCGAUACACUGGCACCAUUGCUGAACACGCUGCGUCUGUGGUGGCCGUCGAAUUCAUCGAAGGGUUCCACGCUACGAAUGUCGAAACGAAUGGCCAUCGUGCCAACUGCUCAUUCAUCUGUGGCGAUGUGUGCGACUUGGAACGUCCGAAAGAGUCCCUUGACGUUGUGUUCUCCAACUGGUUGCUCAUGUACUUGAACGACGUCGAGGUGAAGAAGCUCGCGCUCAAGAACUUGCAAUGGCUCCGCACAGGGGGUGAAGUGUUUUUCCGUGAAUCGUGCUUUCGCCAAUCGGGUGACGUCAAGCGCACGUCGAACCCGACACAAUACCGCCACCCGAGCUUCUACAUGGAAGCUUUCUCAUCCGUCAUGAUUGACGAAGGCAACGGCAAGAUCAGCCAGUUUGAGUUGAUCUCUCAAUCCAGCGUCAGCGUCUACCGCCGCGUGAAGAAGAACAACGGGCAGAUCUGCUUCCGCUUUCGCAAAGUCACCAAAGACGGAUCGAUCGAGUCGUUCCAGCGCUUCUUGGACUCACAACAGUACUCGACUGGGAGCAUUGCCCGCUACGAAAAGAUUUUUGGUGAAGGCUACGUGAGCACGGGUGGCCAAGACACGACGACCGAGUUCGUGGCCAAGCUUGGUCUCAAAGCUGGUGAGCGCGUGUUGGACGUCGGCUGCGGCAUUGGCGGCGGCGAUUUCUACAUGGCCAAGGCGUUUGGUGUGUCCGUGGUUGGAAUCGAUUUGUCGACGAAUAUGGUGCAUCGCGCGCUGGAGCGUUCGCUGGCUGAACCCACGGUCGACGUUGAGUUUGAAGUGUGCGACGCGACUACCAAGGAGUACCCGGCUGGAUCCUUUGACGUGAUCUACUCGCGCGACACGAUUCUGCACAUUGCUGACAAGCUCGGGUUGUUUGAGAAAUUUUACCGCUGGCUCAAGCCCGGCGGCCGCGUGCUGAUCUCAGACUAUUGCUGUGGCGAACAACAACAGUCGGACCGCUUCCAAGCUUACGUGGCGAGCCGGGGAUACCACCUCUUGUCGCCAUCGCAGUAUGGCCAAGUCCUGUCAAAGGCUGGGUUUUCCGACGUCGUCGCCGAGGAUCGCACAGAGCACUUUAUCUACGUGCUCAAGGCCGAGCUCGAACGUACCGUCGCAGCUCGCCAAGACUUCAUUGCGCAGACGUCGGAGAAAGACUACCAGGACAUUGUCGAUGGCUGGGAAGCCAAACUUGUGCGCUGUGCCGACGGCGACCAAAAAUGGGGCCUCUUUAUCGGCUACAAGCAUUAACUGUUAGGUUGCAAGUUGAGAAUAUGGAAGACGUGAAUGCGAUACUUCUCCACACCCUUCACAGUUUUGUAAGGUCUGGAUUUUAUCAUGUCGCGCUGUGGCGCCAUACACCACCAGAACUCAGCAUGAGUGCGAGCGACCUUGAGCCUGGAGGCGCAGGGAACAAUGUAGCACGCAACGGCGUAACCACAACGGCCCCGCGAUGCAGACGAAAGCUAUUACUUCAUGGUCCAACGGCCCAAACAUGGCAAAUUCGGCCCGCCCGCUCUGUGCACUAGCAACCCCUACAACUCGACUCGAACUGUCGAAGUAGGGUGGACGCCAGGCCACCCGGUAAGCUCGUCCGUGUAGGUGGCGUUGCCGGCGCUGUACGACUUGGAUGGGUGGGAAGUGCACAUUGCAUUUG